ACCGGCCACAUAUCAUCGGGCCUUCAUCAAGUGGGCAAGUGGAUCGCUCGACUUAUAUCACCCCGUGCAUAUAUAUAUAGUAGACUAGUAUACCUUGCCAGUGCCCAUCUUGACUACAGUCAAAAAACCCCUCUCAGUCUGCCAGAAACACAAAGCCACAAUCAUGUCGGUCAUCUCUACGCCUAUCACGCAGUUGUUCGGUAUCAACCAUCCUGUACUCCUCGCACGCCUUUGACAAUCCCUCUCGCCUGCCCUGUACUUAUUGUGUCUCUAUCCCCCUGACGUCGAUCUCGUUCUUUGUCGAUGAUACCACAGGGGUAUGAACGUUGCUGCAGGACCUGAGCUUGCAGCUGCAGUCUCCAAUGCUGGUGGUCUCGGAGUCAUCGGCGGUCUUCGAUACACACCUACACAGCUUCGUAACGUCAUCAAAGAGAUCAAGGAUGGCCUCAAGAGUCCCGAUCUUCCUUUUGGUGUCGACCUCUUAAUCCCAUCUCUCGGCGAGAAUGCCCGAAAGACCAACUACGACUACACUGGCGGUAAAUUGAACGAGCUUAUCGAUGUCAUCAUUGAAGAAAAGGCCAAGCUCUUUGUGUGCGCAGUCGGUGUCCCGCCGAAAGAGGUCGUUGAUAAGCUUCACAAGCAUGGCAUAUUUGUGAUGAACAUGGUUGGGUCUCCCAAGCACGUACCCAAGGCUUUGGCUCAAGGGGUAGACAUCAUCUGCGCCCAGGGCGGAGAGGGUGGUGGACACACAGGAAGGACAGCCUUCUCAAUCCUUAUACCAGCCUGUGUCGAUGCUUGCAAGGGCAAAAAGUCUCCUCUAACAGGUGGACCUGUGCAUGUCAUUGCUGCAGGUGGUAUCUUUGACGGCCGUGGUCUUGCCGCUGCUCUAAUGUAUGGUGCUCAAGCGGUUUGGGUCGGGACCAGAUUCGUAGCCAGCACGGAAGCUGGUGCACCCAAGAUCCAUAAGGAUCUCGUUGUGAGCGCCGAUCAUGGUGAUACGGAUACCACCUUGAUCUACACCGGUCGCCCUCUUCGAGUCCGUCAGACAGACUACGUAAAAAGCUGGGCCUCCAGGCAAGACGAGAUUGCUUCUCUGACGAAGGAGGGCAAAAUCCCACACGAUGUUGAGCUGGAGAAGCACCCGGAACUUAGUAUGAAAGGAAGGUCGUGGCUGAUGGGUGAUGUUUCUGCCAUGAUCAAGGAUGUCAAACCUGCUAAGGAAAUCGUGGACGAUAUCGUGAACGGCGCCAAGCAAUGCCUUGAGCAUGGCCAGAGCUUUAUUCCCGGUGGCUCUACCCGAGCCAAAUUGUGAUCUUCGUUCUCAUGUGCACUUCCGGGGAGCGUGAUCUUGCAGUAUCAUCUCCCUAUCUGUCAUCCGUGGCUUUUUGUCUGUACAUAUACCUGUUCUGCUGAAUGUAUCAAUGUGUCGUUC
Messenger RNA from Cryptococcus amylolentus CBS 6039, 1432 nucleotides. RefSeq lists its product as hypothetical. NCBI's taxonomy places the organism in Eukaryota, Fungi, Basidiomycota, Tremellomycetes, Tremellales, Cryptococcaceae. The record is from RefSeq and is a predicted model, not a curated record. The transcript is spliced from 11 exons. Gene Ontology annotation, molecular function: nitronate monooxygenase activity. Bases 320 to 1312 code for a protein of 330 amino acids.